CUUUCAAACAACGCAACGACCGAGACGGGCCGCAGGAAAUAUGUAACUUUCAGUGAAUUAAAAGCUGCCUUGCAGUCACGUUCAAGAUGGUGUUGGAAAGCAUUGCGAGAAUUAUAAAAGUCCAGCUCCCCGCCUACCUCAAAAAGCUACCUUUACCAGAAACUAUCGGAGGCUUUGCGAGGUUAACAGUUUCGGAGUGGCUCCGGCUGCUCCCCUUGCUGGGAAUCCUGGCUCUGCUGGGCUACCUCACCAUCCGGCCCUUCCUGCCCAAGAAGAAGAAGCAGAAGGACAGCCUCAUCAACCUGAAGAUCCAGAAGGAGAACCCCAAAGUGGUGAACGAGAUCGACAUCGAGGACCUGAAAAGCGCCAGCGCCUGUUACUGUAGGUGCUGGCGGUCCAAAACGUUUCCUGUUUGUGAUAAAUCGCACAUUAAGCACAAUGAACUGACGGGGGACAACGUGGGCCCGUUAAUACUGAAGAAGAAGAUCCUAUAAUCCCUCUCUCUGCUGGGGAGAGCAUCCACACUUCUCCCGGGCAAUCCAUAGGUCUUUUUAAAAUUUAUUAUCCUUAUUCACAGAAGGGCCUGUUUUUAGUGUUUUUCUGUCUCACGCCUUUUUUUUUUCCUUUUUAUAUAUUUUUUUUCUGGUUUUUGGUUCAAAGAAAAUAGCGCAGAUGUUGCCUGUGCUCAUGGCAUCUUUGCAAUAAAAUGGAAAUCGUUAUCCGAUAGCUCACAAAACAUCAAAUGCUGAACCAUAAAGCAAGCAAACGGCCUUCCACACAAUAAUGAGCGUCAGGUGUACGGCAAGCAUUAAAUUAUGUUUUCAUUUUUUUUUUUUUCUCUCAACUUGACUAUGAUGUGAACAACGAGCACAGCAGUGGUCAUGUUACAGAGCCUUCAACAGUGACUUUCAGCUUUUGUGUGCAAUGAGGUGUCUGCCUGCCAACUUGCCUUCAGUAGAAGCCAACCGCUUCAGCUGAAGCUUACUGUAGCCUCCCAGUUCAAAACAGUCUCGGCAACCUACUGGGCUUAAUGCUUCUAAUCUUGAGAAGGCACUUUCUCGUUUGUGGAAAGCUCAUCUGAGAUCAUAAAGAGACCUCCUGAUUCAAAAUGGCAUCUCUGCCAUUUUUGUAUAGUAUGUAAUUACUGGGAUCGUUUUCAGGGAACCAACUUCAUGGAACUUUUCUUUUCAUUGUUCAUUUCCAGAGUUUCAGUCUUUGUGAAUCAACACCAAUCACCUUCAUCUCUUAAGGGCAUACGUCCAAAAGUUAGAUAUUCAGACGGUGAUGUCAGAGAAUAAGUCAGCAAUAGCUGAUGUUUUUUUUUUUCCUUCUAAUUUAUGCCUGUUCUGAUGUGGGUUGACCUAAUCAGAGCUGCCUUAAUUUCUGCAUACUAUGAUAAUAAGCAGCUUGUCUGUGCACAAAGUAAAGUUUGCAGGCCUUUUUUUUUUUUCAUUUGAAUGAGCACUGAUACUGUAGUGCUUUCUAGCCAAUAACAGACAUGAAGAUAUCACACACCAGGCAUCCCACUUUGAAUGGCACCAAAAAACUUCCUGAAUUUCUCACUGUGUUUUUACAGAGGUGCCCAGUCCCCGCUGGCACUCUAUUGUAAGAUAUGAGUAUGCUUUUAUGUUUAAUUUUUGGAUGCGAUAGGUCCAU
Megalops cyprinoides (Indo-Pacific tarpon) is the source of this 1656-nucleotide messenger RNA. It is a transcript of the gene cisd2, whose product is annotated as CDGSH iron sulfur domain 2. Gene Ontology annotation, cellular component: intracellular membrane-bounded organelle; mitochondrial outer membrane. The record is from RefSeq and is a predicted model, not a curated record. Gene Ontology annotation, molecular function: 2 iron, 2 sulfur cluster binding. Gene Ontology annotation, biological process: autophagy of mitochondrion; regulation of autophagy. The coding region runs from base 87 to 494 and encodes 135 amino acids. Lineage: Eukaryota; Metazoa; Chordata; Actinopteri; Elopiformes; Megalopidae. The transcript is spliced from 3 exons.